AUGAUAAAAAUAAACAGAUAUAACGUGCAGCUAAUCAGCAGGUGUAAAAGUGGGCGUGUCCCAGCAGGUGGUAAAGCUGAUAAAUGUACAGUGACCUCGACCCCGGCUCCAACACGCCCACUGCUCCCACUCCCGCUGCUGCUGAUGGACUCUUGGAGUUUGUUUGGUUGUAAAGACAGUAAGAGAUGGAGGUCUCAGCCUGGACCUUUCGCUCCAUCCGACUUCCAGACCGGACUGUUCGACUGCUGCGAUGACUGCACCACAUGUUUGUGUGGCUAUUUCUGUCUCUCCUGUCUGGGCUGUUCCAUUGCCAAAGAUAUGGGGGAGUGCUGUUUGUGUGGAUUGGGAAUGCCCAUCCGCAGCGUCUACAGAACCAAAUACAACAUCAAGGGUUCUAUGUGUAAAGACUACAUGGUGGCUAGCUGCUGCUUGCCGUGUGCAACCUGCCAGCUGAAGAGAGACAUCGACAGGAGGAAGCAGCAGGGGAUCUUCUGA
Messenger RNA from Hemibagrus wyckioides, 495 nucleotides. It is a transcript of the gene plac8.2, whose product is annotated as placenta associated 8, tandem duplicate 2. The transcript is spliced from 5 exons. The record is from RefSeq and is a predicted model, not a curated record. The coding region runs from base 1 to 495 and encodes 164 amino acids. Gene Ontology annotation, biological process: positive regulation of transcription by RNA polymerase II. NCBI's taxonomy places the organism in Eukaryota, Metazoa, Chordata, Actinopteri, Siluriformes, Bagridae.